UGCUCUAAUAGUGUUUGCGAAUACUUCAUUUACUAAAUUAUUUAAAAACAAAACUUUAAAAAUCGCUUGUCGCUUUUAUAAAUAUAAAGAAUUCGUUCUACUUUCAGUUCCUACAAGUAGGUUCUGAAUGUGUGUCAAUUAGAGACGGCUGUGUCGCGUUUAACUGUGAAUGUGAAUUAAAUAUUUAUUUUCUAUGUGUUGUAUUUUCGAUGCUCUUGUAUUGAAAGACUCCGUAUACUUUUUGUUUGAUUAUUUUUAAUGAAUGUGUUUUAUACUUCCAAAUCUUCGUGACGUAACACAACAAGAUUCGUACGAUAACAGCAAGUACUUGCGAAUUCGCACGUACUCAUUUAUCGAUUGAUAAAUUAUUACAUUGUUACCGGUUUUGAUAAGUUUUGAUUAAUUAUGUGUACUUGAUAGUACACGUACACGUUGGUUGUCAAGGAAUAAUUACUUAUAUUAGUUGAAGAUGGGCGGUGGUUUUAAAAAUAAUCCCAAAGGAUGGAUGCUGCUCCUGUCUUUUCUCUGCCCUUACACGUGGACCUCCUGUAAGGCGUGGAAGGUGGAAUGGGACACCAACACGAAUUCAACAGGUCCUUUUCGCAUGGAUAUGGAUGAUGUCCACACAAUAGGCGUUGUCUUCAAACAGCUGUCUUUAGCCGAUUUAAAAUCAGUGCAGUUCACUUCCGAAACCACACAUGUCGCGAGUGUCCCUAAUUCAGAAUUUCAACCCAAACAGUGUAAUGAAAGUCUGUGUACCCAAGUGAAUGUUACUGCCGUGUUUUUGGGCAAGACUAAAAUUUCGUGUAAGGUGUUUUUCAAGAAUGGAACUAGUGAAGAAUCAACAAAUGAAUUGACUGUGACAGUAAUUCGCCGCAUGCGAUUGUUGGAUCAUUUGUUUACCGGCGGGGUUGCUACCCUAGUGGCUGUGCUGUAUAUCAAUUUCGGGGCAGCAAUCGACUGGAGGGCCGCGGCGAAUAUUAUAAGAAAACCAAUCGGUCCCGCUGUUUGUUUUGUAUCACAGUUCUUGUUUAUGCCGCUCAUAAGUUAUGCCCUUGGACGGGUGCUGUUUCCUAAUAACCAUGAAAUGGCAUUGGGCUUGUUCUUCACGGGAGUCAGUCCAGCAGGUGGCGCUUCCAAUAUAUGGACUUUUAUCUUAGGCGGAAAUUUAGAUUUGUCGGUAACAAUGACUACCAUAAGCACAUCUGCAUUUGGAAUGAUGCCUUUAUGGAUAUUCACUUUAGGAAAGCACAUAUUUGAUUCUGGAGAUCUUGCGGUACCUUAUGAUAAAAUAGGCAUGUACGCAAUUGCCUUAGUACCACUGGCCAUUGGAUUUUGCAUUCAGAAAUACUUGCCGAGGUUGACAAGAAUUUUAGUGAGGAUUCUGAAACCGGCAUCGACAAUACUCAUUUUAUUUAUAGUGAUAUUCGCCACUGUAGCUAACCUUUACAUGUUUGAACUGUUUUCAUGGCAAAUCGUAGUAGCCGGGCUGGGUCUGCCUUGGCUCGGAUACUUGGCUGGUUUUAUAGGUGGAAAAGCGUUCAGACAACCCCCGGGUGAUAUACUAGCCAUCGCGAUAGAAACUGGAAUACAGAAUACGGGAAUAUCAAUAUUUUUGUUACGUUUCACGUUGCCACAGCCCGAGGGUGAUCUCACAACAGUGGUACCAGUUGCCGUCGCGAUUAUGACGCCGAUACCCUUGAUGCUGAUCUAUUUUUGCAAACUAUGCAGGCAAAAGUUUUGUAUCAGCCCUGACCAAGUACCUCUCAAAAAGGAUAAUUCGUCGACUAUGAUCGCAGCUCCUUAAUAAUUUCUCAAAUGGCAUCACUUUUAUAAA
Messenger RNA from Ctenocephalides felis (cat flea), 1837 nucleotides. RefSeq names its product ileal sodium/bile acid cotransporter-like. Lineage: Eukaryota; Metazoa; Arthropoda; Insecta; Siphonaptera; Pulicidae. Gene Ontology annotation, cellular component: membrane. The record is from RefSeq and is a predicted model, not a curated record.